Molecule: messenger RNA, 2036 nt
Organism: Canariomyces notabilis
Lineage: Eukaryota; Fungi; Ascomycota; Sordariomycetes; Sordariales; Chaetomiaceae
Product: GMC oxidoreductase
Exons: 4
Coding region: 1-1920 (639 amino acids)
Biological process (GO): secondary metabolite biosynthetic process
Molecular function (GO): oxidoreductase activity, acting on CH-OH group of donors; flavin adenine dinucleotide binding
Source: RefSeq, a predicted model, not a curated record
AUGUGUCGACUCUCCACGCUCGCCGUCGCAGCCCUGACAUUAACCCAGUCCUACUCUCCAGCGUCCGCUCGAGAUCUCCGCGCCUCCAAGGUAUUCCACAACGCGCGGCAGGUGGAGGGCGAGUACGACUAUGUCAUUGUGGGCGGCGGGACCGCAGGGCUCACGGUGGCCGAUCGACUGACCGAGGAUGGCAAGACCACGGUGCUUGUGCUGGAAUACGGCCAACUGAGCAACUCGACCUCCAUCACGACAGUACAGGGCGGGUUCAUGGGCAUGUCGGACACAUCCCUGCUCUACGACAUAACCUCGGUGCCGCAGGUGAAUCUGCGCAACCGCACCACGGCUGUUCUCGCUGGCAAGGUAGUGGGCGGCAGCUCUGCAGUCAACGCCAUGAUGACCGUCCGCGGGACCGCUGAGGACUAUGAUCGCUGGGGAAGCUUCUUCAGCAACAGUUCCCACUGGAGCUGGGAAGGUCUGCUGCCCUACUUCAAGCGCGCCCUCAACUUCGUGCCUCCGGAUGCAGACGUGACAAAAUCGGCCAAUAUCACCUACGACACCCGCUUCUGGGGGAACACAUCCGGCGUCUACGCCGGCUGGCCCUCGUUCCAGUAUCCCGGCACGACCUUCCACAUGGAGGCCUUCCGAGGCCUGCCGGGGGUGCCUUUUGCGCCGGACAGCGGGUCGGGUAAGCCCGGGGUGUAUUGGUACCCGACGUUUAUGGAUCCUAAGCGGGUGUUGCGGUCGUAUGCCCGGACUGGUCAUUAUGACGGGUUGAACAGGGCAAACUACCAUCUCGCCACGGGAUCCAAGGUUGUUCGAGUGCUGCUCAACGGAACCACGGCAACGGGGGUAGCUUUUGUCCAGGUCGGUCCCGGCCGGCCCAUGGCUAACCCGGGUCUGGAGACGGUGGUGCGAGCCAGGAAGGAGGUUAUUCUGGCUGCAGGUGCCGUGCAUAGUCCACAAAUCCUGCAGCUGAGUGGUAUUGGUUCCAGCAAGCUGCUUGCGUCGGCAAAUAUUACCACCGUUGUUGAUCUGCCCGGGGUAGGGCAGAACUUCCAGGACCACCCCAUGAUCUCAGCCUCCUUCACGUUCCGGAACUUCACCUCCACCUUCAACCCCUCCCAAGAAGACCUCUACACCAACCGCACCUUCUCGACCUGGUCCUCCACCCUCUGGCAAACCAACCGCACCGGCCCCAACUCCAUCGCAACCGGCAACGCAGCCGCUUGGCUGCCCUUUCCAGUAAUCUCCCCGCGCUGGCAGGACAUCUCCCACCUCCUCACAACCCAAAACCACACCGCCCACCUCCCCCCGGGAACCGACCCCUCCGUCGCAGCGGGUUACCGCGCCCAAAUGCUUUCUUAUGCCUCUGCCCUGGCAAAUAACAACACCGCGUUUUAUAAUUUAGUUCUGACGGGUGGCGCGAGCAACGGGAUCUUGGUCGACCUGCACCCGCUUAGCAGGGGGACUGUCAAUAUCGAUUUGAGGGAUCCAAAGGGUAGGGAACCGGUGGUUGAUUACCGCGCGCUAUCGAACCCGCUGGAUGCCCAGAUCAUGGCGGAUCUGAUUCGCUUUACACGGAGAUAUUACCUUGAUAACCCGCUUACCGCAAGCCUGGCGGGGAGGGAGAGCCAGCCGGGGAGUGCGGUGCAAACGGAUGGGGAGUUUAGGACGUUUUUGGAGGCGACGCUGAGUCCGAGUGAGUUUCAUCCUGCGGGGACGUGUGCCAUGAUGCCGCGGGAGUUGGGAGGGGUGGUGGAUGAGGAGUUGAGGGUUUAUGGAGUGGAGGGACUCAGGGUGGUGGAUGCGAGUGUUAUGCCGACGUUGCCCGGGGCGAAUACUUGUCAGACUGUUUAUGCGGUUGCUGAGAAGGCUGCGGAUCUUAUUCGCUAUGGCGCUCCCACAGCGAUGGUGGAGUAGAUGGGCAGGUUAGGGGGACUAGGAGGGAAGAUGUACAGGUGAAUGGCAGGCUGUUGAGACGGUGAUAGCUCAUUUGUGUUCGGACUGCGGUAUAGGGGUUGUUCAGGGGCUAUUGG